Ilex paraguariensis (yerba mate) is the source of this 1074-nucleotide messenger RNA. Lineage: Eukaryota; Viridiplantae; Streptophyta; Magnoliopsida; Aquifoliales; Aquifoliaceae. The record is from the annotation of a GenBank genome assembly.
AUGGUUCAGAGGAAAAGAUUAAGGCAUAUCCAUGCAAGAUCUGAUCUUUUUGAAGGGUUACCUGAUGAUAUGGUCAUUUCCAUCCUCUGCAAGCUCAGUUCCACCGCUCGUUGUCCUUCAGAUUUCAUCAAUAUUCUCAUCACUUGCAAAAGACUAAACCGUUUGGGUCUCCACCCUCUGGUCCUCUCCAAAGCCGGUCCGGAAACACUCGCCGUUAGAGCAAAGAACUGGUCCCACCAUGCCCAUCGGUUUUUGAGACAGUGCAUUAACGCCGGCAACACUGAAGCCUCUUAUAUUCUCGGCAUGAUCCGAUUUUACUGUCUACAAGACCGACUGACAGGAGGGUCUCUCAUGGCGAAGGCGGCGAUAAAAUCUCACGCGCCGGCACUGUACUCCUUGGCUUUGAUUCAGUUCAACGGCAGUGGUGGCUCGAAAGCCGAGAUGUUACAGCGAGCCGGCGCAGCGCUCUGUGCCAGAGCCGCCUUCCUCGGUCACAUCGACGCCCUUCGUGAGCUUGGGCACUGUCUCCAAGACGGUUACGGCGUGCGCCAAAACGUCGCCGAAGGACGUCGACUCCUCGUCCAAGCCAACGCUCGCGAGCUCGCGGAUGUCUUACGCUCCUUCCGGCCAAUUUCUUUCAACCCUCUGACGUGGCAGUCUCUGAACCAGCGGGGUAACGGAUUUGUAAUCGGAUCUCCUUCGGAUGCCCGGAAGGGAAUUGGGUGUGGGUUGUGGAGCGACUUUGGGUGUACCUCGCCGGAGCGUGAGGUGCACCCGGCGAAUAGGUUUUUGGUGGGGUGGUUCGAGUUGAGAGGUGGUGGUCCGGGUCAUGGACUGAGGCUGUGCUCCUUUUCGGGUUGUGGAAGGCCAGAGGCCCGGAUAGGUGAGUUUAGGAGGUGUACGGGUUGUGGGAAGGUGAACUACUGCUCACGUGGGUGUCAGGCACUUGAUUGGAAGAUACGCCACAGGGUGGAGUGCGCACCCACGGAGCAGUGGAUGGAUCAAGAGGACAGUGAAGAAGAACCCGAGGAGGAGGACGAGGAGGUGCAGGGAGAGAACGAGGAGGCGUGGUGA